Molecule: messenger RNA, 1715 nt
Organism: Telopea speciosissima
Lineage: Eukaryota; Viridiplantae; Streptophyta; Magnoliopsida; Proteales; Proteaceae
Exons: 10
Coding region: 69-1634 (521 amino acids)
Source: RefSeq, a predicted model, not a curated record
GGUUUUAACUCAAAUUGCGGAGCCGGUCUUGAAGAAGCAGAAGAAAGAAAGAGGAAAAACCAGAGCCGAUGGUGCCCGAACGACCAAUAGACGAAAAAGGAGAGGAAGAAGAAGAAGACGACGCGGAGGAGGCACUACCCUAUAAUCCUUCCGCCCCUUCUUCCGAGUUAUUUGACAUCUCAACGACAGUUGAUCCUGGCUAUAUAAUCUCUUUGAUACGAAAACUUCUUCCCAACGUUGUGAGGGAUAACACUUGCUCUAAUGUAGUAAAUGAUCACAGUGGUUCCAUUGUAUCGGAAACCGCUAGUUUGGAAGAAUGUGCAGCCGACCUCCCUCGAGCUGGGGCCGCAAAUGUCACAGACAAUGAAGUUGAGGUCAUGGACACCCUGGAUGGUCAUCACGGUCUAAUUGAAAGAGAGGAUUCCUUUCAUGGUUCUGAAUAUCCCAGUGCAACAGCAGGAAAUGCGACCUGGGAAGAGUACGGCUGCAUUUUGUGGGACCUCUCUGCAAGUAGGACACAUGCAGAGUUUAUGGUGGAAAAUCUUAUCCUUGAAGUACUUUUGGCAACUCUUACUGUUUCUGAAUCUGCUAGGGUUAAGGAGAUUAGCCUUGGAAUCCUCGCGAAUUUGGCUUGUCAUGAAGUUCCACAAGCACAUAUAGUCUCUACAAAAGGAUUGCUUGAGAUAGUUUUUGAUCAGUUGUUUAUAGAUGACAUUCCAUGCCUUUCUGAAACUUUCCGGUUGUUGACUUGGGGUCUACAACGUAGUGGAUCUGCUACUUGGACUGAAACAUUGCAACCUGAACCUGUUCUUGGCCGUAUACUAUGGAUUACAGAAAAUACGUUAAAUACUCAGCUACUGGAAAAGAGUGUGGAGUUAUUGUUGUCCAUGUUGGAAGGUCAAAAAGUGGCUCAAAUUCUUCUUCCAUUUUUGAUGAACUUGGGUUUGCCUAGUCUUCUGGUUAAUCUGUUAACAACUGAGAUGGACAUUUUGAUCGGGGAAAGAAUGCCUGAGAGGUUCCCUGUUCUUGAUUUGAUCCUGCGUGCAAUUGAGGCUCUUUCUGUUAAUGAUGAUUAUUCACAAUCAAUCUCUUCAAACAAUGAACUUCUCAGACUAGUUUAUGGCCUGGUCAAACUUCCUGACAAAGUUGAGGUAGCCAGCUCUUGUGUUAGUUCUGUGGUCCUGAUUUCAAAUAUACUGUCUGAUGCACCAGGUCUAGCUUUGGCUAUGUCUCAAGACCUGCCUUUCUUACAGGGUCUUCUUGAAAACUUUCCCCUUGUUUCGGAUGAUUUGGAAACACGGAGUGCACUCUGGAGUGUGCUGGCAAGGUUAUUGGCUGAAGUUAAAGAAGAUGAUAUGAGCCCAUCAAAUCUGCACAAUUAUGUUGCGAUUCUUGUAAAGAAUUCUGAUUUUAUUGAAGAAGACCUCUUUGAUCACCAGGUAGAAGAUUCCAGUGAAGAUUUUAAGAGCUCAAGCACUUCUGGCAGGAAAUCUACUCUCAGGACUGCUCUUAACCAUCUGGUGGGAAUUUUGAAUCGGUGGACUGCUGCAGCAAGUGAUUUCGCAAGGGAGGAUCAUCUGGAUCAAGGAAAAGUUGACAGACUGCUGCAUUUGUGUAAUAAACACGCUAAAUGACAUGGUAUUUUCUGCUUUGUCCUUGUAUCUUCAUUUGUACUAGAACCAGUUUCCUGUGUAAUGCCAUCAAUCUAUUUUUUU